AUGGCGGAUGCACCUCUGUACAAGCAGUGCUGCAGGUACACCAGGGAGCUCCACGACGUCGACCUCCACGGCAACCACAAGCUCCACGUCGUUUGCACAAGCAAGGGUCAAGACGUGGACAAGAUGUUGUCCACGCUUAGGAGGAAGCUCGGUGGAAUGCCCGUCAAUCUAGUCGGCGUUAAUGUCGAGUACACGCACUACGUGAAGCCACGGCGGGUAGCAGUGCUCCAGCUAUGCGUAGAAAAAGAAUGCCUUGUCUACCACAUCUCUGCAGCUAAAGACAGGCCAAUGGAACUAGACAAAUUCCUCAUGAAUGAUGAAUACACCUUCACCGGAUUUGCCAUUGAAGGAGACAAAAAACAAGCUGAAGCUUUGUGGCUUGGAGAUCAACUCCGACAACUACAUUGA
This is a messenger RNA of Aegilops tauschii subsp. strangulata, 408 nucleotides long. RefSeq lists its product as uncharacterized. Gene Ontology annotation, molecular function: 3'-5' exonuclease activity; nucleic acid binding. The record is from RefSeq and is a predicted model, not a curated record. NCBI's taxonomy places the organism in Eukaryota, Viridiplantae, Streptophyta, Magnoliopsida, Poales, Poaceae. Gene Ontology annotation, cellular component: nucleus; cytoplasm.